GGUAUCGCCCACAGUUCGACGUGUAAAAAGUCCGUUCAGAAACUAGAAGGACGAGUCCUCUCACGUUCACGUCUUCGGGCGGCAGGUAGAGAAGUAUGGCGGUCAAGAACAGAAAAGUCCGUUCAGGGGCGACAGCCAAGUCAACCUCGGAGACAGACGGUACUUUCCCUCAGGGAUUCAAGGGCUUUGGAAGCGGAGUAGUCCGGGUAGUAGUCAUCAGUGUAGUCGCUAUCGUCUUCAGUGCUCUCCAUGGAUACCACAUUUCCAGCAUGUUUGAGAGUGACCGCCAUUUCUCCCACCUGUCCACCUUGGAGAGAGAACUUACCUUUAGGACUGAAAUGGGGCUGUACUACUCUUACUUCAAAACCAUUGCAGAGUCCAGAACGUUCUUGGAAGGCCUCCAUGCCGUGAUGUACGACAACAUGACAGAAUAUCCAACAACCAUCAACGUGCUGAAGCGGUUUAACCUGUACCCGGAGGUGGUGCUGGCGGCCUGCUACAGGGCGUAUGAAGCCGUCAUGGGGAUGUUCGACAUCCCCACCAAGCUGUGUUGGACGGUCAACAGAGGCGAGGGGAUGUCCCCUGUACAGAGCUGCGAGGGGAUGGGAGAGCCAGCUUACUUCUAUGUUAAUUCAGUGUUUGUACAGAAUGGUCUGAUGAUGGGCCUGUUCUUCAUCUUUGGUACCUAUCUCAGUGGCAGCAUGGUUGGUGGUGUUCUAACUGUAGCGUCCUUUUUCUUUAACCACGGGGAGUGCACCCGUGUGCAGUGGACCCCUCCGCUCCGAGAGAGCUUCGCUUUCCCCAUGCUGGCCUUGCAGAUGUUCCUUGUCACACGCAUGCUGAGAAGUCGCAGCGUUGGCUGGAAGCACGUCGUGCUCCUGGCUGCCUGUAACAUCACCUUCAUCCUGCCCUGGCAGUUUGCACAGUUUGCCCUGCUGACACAGAUGACUGCAGUGUUCCUGGUGUAUGUGAUGGGCUUCAUCCCCGCAGACAGGGUCAAGACCAUCGUUACAGGACACAUCCUGGGGCUCAUGGUCAGCUAUGUCCUGCUCUUUGGCAAUGAAAUGCUGCUGACAUCCUUCUAUGCUUCUUGCCUUCUCACUGUCAUGGCUAUUGUUUCCUUCGAGCCACUUCUGCAGAGGCAGACUUUCAGUAUUGCUGUCAUGGCGCUUCAGGGGAUCUUCUUCAUCGCCGGGUGCAUCGGACUGAAGAUUGUGAUAUCUAAAGUGCUGAAUGUCACAGAUGAUGCUCACAUCGCCAACAUCCUGCGCUCCAAGUUCUCUGACUACCGCGACUUCCACACCAUGCUGUACACAUGUGCGGCUGAGUUUGACUUCAUGCCAUUAAAGUCACCCAUUGAACUCUCGCAGACCCUCGUGCUGCCGGCAGGACUAGUGGUGAUUGUCAUGAUCAUCUACAAGUGCAUCUUCCCACAAGUCAAGAAAUGGUUCUCCCCG
Branchiostoma belcheri (Belcher's lancelet) is the source of this 1457-nucleotide messenger RNA. Its product is annotated as probable C-mannosyltransferase DPY19L1. Gene Ontology annotation, cellular component: nuclear inner membrane. The record is from RefSeq and is a predicted model, not a curated record. NCBI's taxonomy places the organism in Eukaryota, Metazoa, Chordata, Leptocardii, Amphioxiformes, Branchiostomatidae. Gene Ontology annotation, molecular function: mannosyltransferase activity.